AUGGAGUUCAUACUUGGAACAGCUUAUUGUCAGAAUGAAGCAUGUCAAGCACAUUGCGAUGAUAUGAUAUGGUAUGUACAUCAAGCUAAAAUCACACCUUUUUGUAUAGGGCAUUCUCAGUUGGUCCAAGUGUUUCGGAGAUCGAGCAAGAAUCUGCCGGUUCCGUGUGAUCAGAGCUACAAUUGGGAAGAAACGCUUUGCCUGAAUCUUAUUCUGCAACAAUUGGAUUUCUAUGUGACAUGUGCCGUGUGUACUAAGACGAGUCCACAGAAUCUGCAAAUUAUUCGAAAGAACUGUCAGAAGGUGUAUCCAUCUCCCAGUAGAAGGAGUAUGGAUAGCAAAGGUGAAAGUGAGGAAAUUACGUAUCCAAAAUUGUAUUUCGCGAUUGAUGCCUUUGAGGAGGUUCGGUAUGCUGAAAUGGCCGUGGCUCGAGUGCCCAACUGCGGGUAUGAAACACCUUCUAUGGAGGACAGCGUUGAAUUCUCAGAAUUAGCAAAUGUGGAACAUUCUUGGAAUCGUCGCAGAAUGUCUGAAACUAACCUUGGUGGGCCUAUGUUUCUCCCUCGCCAGCCGUUGAUGUCCUCUGUGCAUAAUGGAGUUCGUGGUCGACGCUGGCAGAGCGAAGCAGACACGAUAAAUGCGUAUCCUGAAGUUGACGGGAGCAACAUUGAUGAUGAACUCAGCGAGGGUGUUCUGACACGCCUGUGGUCUGUGCAUGGAUUCGGCCAAGCGUGGCAUUGGCUCCGCGAGAAGAAAAGAGCACAGUGUACACCGCUAAAUGCAUAUCUCACCUAUAUCACACUUUCUUGGACGAGUAUUCUUCAAGACCUGUUGAGUGAUCGUCCCAAACGACCAAUAUUGACGUUCGAGUUGGACUCUCCACAUGGUAUAUGA
Messenger RNA from Ostertagia ostertagi, 894 nucleotides. The record is from the annotation of a GenBank genome assembly. NCBI's taxonomy places the organism in Eukaryota, Metazoa, Nematoda, Chromadorea, Rhabditida, Trichostrongylidae.